Messenger RNA from Rubroshorea leprosula, 1366 nucleotides. Lineage: Eukaryota; Viridiplantae; Streptophyta; Magnoliopsida; Malvales; Dipterocarpaceae. The record is from the annotation of a GenBank genome assembly.
CUGCCUUCCCCGUCAUAAAUGCUGGCUCAGCAUUCGAGGGACGUGACAGCUAAAGCCGACGCACGUUAUGUAGGAGGGGCGUUAAGCGUCUGCCACGUGUGGGACGCUAGUUGGCGCGUCAGAAACACGCGUACGGCAAUUAACGCUACUAUCCUUCUCUGCCUUGAAGAACAGCACACCGAAUCGACUUCACAUCAGUUUCAGGUAAACAUGGUUUCAUUGAGAGAACUCACAGAGCAACGAGGUAACCAGGGCAGAGAGGGAGAAGAGGAAGGGGUUUUGUCAGUGGAGCCUAUCACAAUGAUAGUGCCACCGGAGUUGCAGGAUGUGCCGGAAACAAUGGCGUCUGAGAGCAGCGCCAGUUCCAGCGCCAACGACAACGGUGGCGACCACCCUAAUGCACUGUCAAGCAGCUUGUCUACUGAAGAGACACCCAGCCGUGAGGAGGGGAUGGGGGAUGUGCCGAGCCAGCCUACCCGUCUGCACCGCGCCCAGCCUAGCUCCUACGCCCCUAGCUCAUGCGCCCAGCUCUGCACCGAACUAGCCAUCAUCCCCCCCUCGCACGCCCAGCCUAGCUGCACCAGCCCUGCACCUACGCCCUUGCUCCCUGCUCUGCGCCCAGAUCGUUUGCACUCUGCCCCAGCCUGCACUCUGCUGCGCCCGGCCUUGCUUCCUGCACCAGCUUUGCUCUGCACCAGCUCCUGCGCUCUGCACCAGAUCGCCUGCACUCUGCUUGCCCUGCUGCGCCCCAUUGCCGGCAAUGAUGCCCCUGCACGCCCGAGCCAUCAUCAGCACUCCACGCCCCUGCCUCCCUGCACACCGCGCCUCUGCACCGCUGAUUACUGCAGCCCCCAUCCUUGCCUCACAUGCAGAAAAGACAAGGAGUACCGGACAAAUUGGCAUCAUUGAUUGACAAAGCAAGGCCCUUGUCUUUUGUUGCAUUUUAUUUUUUAUUUCUAUCAUUUGGGGUAUAUAUAUAGGGCAAAAGCAGAGUAAGGGGGUGGGUUUUGGGGUUGAUUUUGGGUCUCUUUGUUGGGGAGUUUCGUCUGAGUUUUUGAGAGCAAUAGAAGGGGAUUUACUGGAGAAGAAAGGGGGCAACAACGGUGGUUGAGAGGAAGGAUCACCGAGCUUCCAGAGGAGCUUCAUUUUCUGGUUUCAUUUUCUGGUUUCAUUUUCUGGGUUUCAUUGCCUUAGGUAAUUUCUGAACAGAGGAAUUUUUGGGAAGAGCCGUGAGGGAGAAGAAGGGAGCUUGAUCCCGUGGGUGGGAUCCCUCCCUUCGGAUCUCAAUCUGCUUUUUUCCAGAAAUUUCACCUUGUUUGAUUCUGAUUUUCAUAGAGUUUUGCUUUAUUAAAAUUGUACUAUAUGA